Molecule: messenger RNA, 387 nt
Organism: Caenorhabditis remanei
Lineage: Eukaryota; Metazoa; Nematoda; Chromadorea; Rhabditida; Rhabditidae
Exons: 3
Coding region: 1-387 (128 amino acids)
Biological process (GO): transcription initiation at RNA polymerase II promoter; transcription preinitiation complex assembly
Cellular component (GO): nucleus; transcription preinitiation complex
Molecular function (GO): RNA polymerase II general transcription initiation factor activity; TBP-class protein binding
Source: RefSeq, a predicted model, not a curated record
AUGUCGGGACCAGUCCAAUGUCCACACCAUCCAGAUGUUCAUCUAAUAGAAGAUCACCGUGCUGGAGAUUUAGUGUGUCCGGCUUGUGGAUUAGUAGUUGGAGACCGGCUGGUCGAUGUAGGUACAGAAUGGCGGUCCUUCUCAAAUGAGAAAAGUGGAAAUGAUCCAUCUCGCGUUGGAGCCCCAGAAAGUCCUUACUUGAGCGGUGGAGACUUAUCGACAUCGAUCGCAGUUGGAUUCGGGGGAUCUGAUAGUGAUAACACUUUGGCAAAUGCUCAAAGGAAGACAAUGAAUAACACGGAUCGACAGAUGACCACAGCGAUGAAUUUGAUUAGAGAAAUGAGUGAAAGAGUUCAUUUGCCAAGAAAUAUUCAGAGUUUAUUUUAA